This is a messenger RNA of Phlebotomus papatasi, 1887 nucleotides long. RefSeq names its product UDP-glucosyltransferase 2 (gene Ugt301D1). NCBI's taxonomy places the organism in Eukaryota, Metazoa, Arthropoda, Insecta, Diptera, Psychodidae. The record is from RefSeq and is a predicted model, not a curated record. Gene Ontology annotation, molecular function: UDP-glycosyltransferase activity. The transcript has 4 exons. The coding region runs from base 220 to 1809 and encodes 529 amino acids.
CAGUGUGACUGAGACUAUUGAAUCACAUUCAAUUGAGUGAGACAUUCAGUGAGGUGCCAUUGACGCGUUCGACUGCAUCUUCCUCGCGAUUCUCCCACAAAUUGAGCACAGUGAUUACCCAAUAGUGUCCCAAAAUUUAAAGAAAAAGUCUCUUCCCAACCCAAAUUUUUACCUUAGAAAUUUACUUUUUUGAUAACAAAUUUAACGUUACGUGAUAAAAUGAAAAUCGCCAUGAGAGGCUUCAUUUUGGCUGUGAUCUGUCUAUUUGGAACUGUAGAUAGUUUAAAAAUCCUCUUUAUGGCCCCAUUUCCUGUACCAAGUCACUGGUUUUGGCUCAAUUCGGUUGUGGAAGGACUCUUGGACAGAGGUCAUGAGGUCACAGCCAUAACGAAUUUUCCGGCCAAGAAGCCGCACUCAAACUACACAGAAAUAAUCCUGGAUCCUCCAUAUGACCUUCUGAAAUACUCUCCUGAAAACUUGAUCUAUGAACUGAAAUACCGCAGUGACUUCAGCAAUUUAUUUCUUAUUUGGAAUGUUGGACUACUUACGACCAGAUAUGCACUUGAACAUCCCGAAGUUCAGCAUUUGAUAAGAAGUGACAAAGAGCAUUUUGACCUAGUAAUAUCGGAACAAUUUGGCCAAGAGGCCUUCCUCAUGUUUGCUCGGAAGUACAAUGCUCCCAUUGUUACAAUUAGCACCUAUGACUUCACAGACUAUCUGGACUUAAGUACUGGAUUUCGGGCUCCCUUUUCCUUUGUUCCACACAUCCUUUUGCCCUACACAGACGACAUGACCUUCACCCAGAGGUCCUACAACCUUUUUAUCAGCCUCUUCGAUCGCAUUGUUCGGGGACUUUUCUAUAUUCCCGCGCAAAAUGCUCUACUGCAGAAGAAUUUCAAGUCUCUGGAGCAUGAACUGGGACCUCUACCUUCUGUUCAGGAUCUCGAGAAAUCAAUAGCAGUGACACUCUUCAACAGCCAUUCAGCAACAUCUCCACCUCGGCCAGAAAUGCCUGGAUUCGUGAAAAUAGGAGGUAUUCACAUUAAAGAUGUGAAACCACUUCCUGCUAAAAUCAAAGAAUUUCUCGAUGGAGCUGAUCAUGGAGUAAUCCUCUUCAGCCUUGGUUCUCAUGUCCAAAGCUCCCAUUUGGCAUCAGAGAAAGUUCAAGCCUUCGUGAGGGUCUUUAGGAAGAUGAAACAGAGGAUUCUGUGGAAGUACGAGGCAGAUGAUCUUAAGGAUAUUCCUUCAAAUGUUUUGUUGCAGAAGUGGAUACCUCAGGUGGAUGUUCUUGCUCAUGAAAACGUGGUCCUGUUUAUCAAUCAUGGCGGAAUUUUUGGCACUCAGGAAAGUAUCUAUCAUGGCGUCCCUAUGCUUACGAUACCCUUCUAUGGAGAUCAGUUCCGGAAUGCCUAUCGCUCUCAGACUCGUGGACAUGCUUUAGUUCUCGAGUACGAUGCCAUAACUGAGGAGAAUAUUUCGGAGAAGCUUCAGUCAAUCUUGACCGACGAACGAUUUAUGGAAACAGCAAAGAAAGUAUCAAGAUUAUUUAGGGAUAACCUGGAGAGUCCCUUAAACACUGCCAUGUAUUGGAUUGAGUACGUGGCGAGAAAUGAAGGAGCUGAACAUCUGAAAUCCUCAGCGAGGAAUCUCAAUUGGUUUCAGUAUUUGAUGUUAGAUGUUGUUGGACUAGUUUUUCUGGUAUACAUGAUUUUUGCCACGAUUAUGUAUUUCGUAGUGGAUCGUUAUUGUGGGAAAAAGAAGUCUUCUGGAAAAGACAGAAAAUUGUCCGGGAAGAAAAAGACAAAUUGAUAAUUUGUAACUUGCCAAAGAGUCAUUGGAUAUUUUUUUUAUCCCAUAAAUUCAUUAAUAAACUGGUAUUUUUUAAAA